AUGAAGAUUUUGCAUGAAAUGAACUAUAUAAUCCAUAUUCAUCACUAGCACUAAUGGAUCUGAGACUGUAUGAAGCUGCAAGAACGGGAAAUACUAGUUCACUUCGUGCACUACUUGAUGAGGAUCCACUUAUUCUUGAACGAGGUUCAUUAGACAGCAUAGCAGAGACUUGCCUGCAUGUUGCAGCACUAGCUGGGAGUGUGGAUUUUGUGAAAGAGAUUAUGAGUUUUAAGCCUGAAUUGGCUGAGAGGAUCAAUAGGGAUGGGUUUAGUCCAAUUCACAUGGCUUCGGUAAAUGGAUAUGUAGACAUAGUGAAAGACCUUUUGAUGAGUAACAAAGAACUGAGUCGACAAAAGAGUGCUGAUGGAAGAACAGCUCUCCAUUUUGCUGCUAUCACAGGGAGGGUAGAUGUAUUGAGGACGCUCAUCAACAGUUGUCCUGAAUGUAAGGCUGAUUUGACAGAUCAAGAUGAGACUGCACUUCACAUUUCAUUGAAAAACAACCAGGUUGAAGCUUUCGAAAUGCUUUUGGGAAAGCUUAAGGAGAUCAACGCUGAAGAAGUAAAGAGGCUUGUGAAUGCUAAGGACUGUGAUGGCAACACAAUUUUACACAUUGCAGUUGCUAGGAAGCAAUUUCGAGUAGCAAAACUGUUGCUUGACCUGGAAGUGGAAGUGAAUUCCGAAAAUAAAAGUGGUUACACAGCCCUGGAUAUGUUAUUCCAUUCAAGACGAACCGUGGAUGAUGCUAUGGAUCAUGAGAUUCGCAAGAUGCUUCAAAAAGCAGGGGCACAUAGAAGUCAUCAGGAUAUAAUUGAGGCUUCUACUUCAACAGUUGCUACUCAUCAAGACGAUCGACAAACAAAUUUUGAUUCUUAUCAAGAUGGAGAAAAUAAUGCCACUAGUCAUCACCUUCCUGAAAACAAUCUAACCCCAAAAAUGUGUAAUGACUGUGACCUUUGGAUGCCUUGGAAAUUUAUAGUCAAGGAGGUUUCAUUUGUCUGGAAGAUGUGGUCAACUUUAAGCCAAGAAAUUGAAAACUCAAAGCCAGAAAUGCAAAAUGCACUGAUGGUGGUGGCUGUUUUGAUUGCAACCGUCACCUACCAAUCGGUUCUUAGCCCUCCAGGUGGAUAUCGACAAUUUGAUUCAAAAGAAGAUCCAAAUCCAGUACAUUCAUCUGGAAUAGCUAUCAUUGCAUCUGAUGCAAUAAUGUUUCUUUUUGUAAUAUUUUUCAGCUCGAUCGGGUUUUUCGUUUCUGUUGUCAUAAUCCUCAUGCUCACCAGAGAGUUCCCUCUUAAACUGUUGUUGCGGGUUGCUGUACUUGCCGUGUCUGCAGAUUUUGUCUGUACAAUAGUGUACAUAGCACCUAUAGAAUUUAACGUCAUAUAUAUAGUGGUAAUGGUCAUGUUUGUUCUUGUGGGGAUACACCUUCUUUACUUCAUGUUAUGGAUGUUAAGUAGGUAUAAAAGGGCUGGAAGAAGGCAACCUGAAUGUUAG
Messenger RNA from Durio zibethinus, 1493 nucleotides. RefSeq names its product ankyrin repeat-containing protein BDA1-like. Gene Ontology annotation, cellular component: plasma membrane. The record is from RefSeq and is a predicted model, not a curated record. Lineage: Eukaryota; Viridiplantae; Streptophyta; Magnoliopsida; Malvales; Malvaceae. Gene Ontology annotation, molecular function: protein binding.